Messenger RNA from Aspergillus tanneri, 594 nucleotides. Its product is annotated as Tim17/Tim22/Tim23/Pmp24 family protein. Gene Ontology annotation, biological process: mitochondrial respiratory chain complex I assembly. The record is from RefSeq and is a predicted model, not a curated record. The coding region runs from base 1 to 594 and encodes 197 amino acids. NCBI's taxonomy places the organism in Eukaryota, Fungi, Ascomycota, Eurotiomycetes, Eurotiales, Aspergillaceae. The transcript is spliced from 4 exons.
AUGGCUACCCACACUGAGGAGCAUACCUACCACCCCAAGGAUACGAUCCAGGCGGCAUUGAAGACUACCAUGCUCACUGGUAGCGUGGGUCUUUUCGCUUCCGCAGUUCAGAAUACCCUCGUCAGGAAGAAUGUUGGACCCUGGGGUGUGUUCGUGAGGAGCGGCGGCACCAUCGGUGUUUUCGCGGCAAUGGGUGGUACCUAUGAGUUCGUGAAGAAUGCCUCGGCCAACUUGCGGGAGAAGGACGACCACUGGAACGUCGCUCUGGGAGGCUUCUUCUCUGGUGCUAUCCUGGGUCUCCGAGCCCGGACUUUCCCCGCCCUUCUAGGCUAUGGUGCCGCUCUGGCAGCCGCUAUGGGCGCUUUCGAAUUCACGGGUGGCUCGUUGUGGGGUAACAAGAGGGACGUUACUGUUGAUGAGUUUGAGCGUCGGCAACAGCUGAGGAAAGCAUACCGAACUCCAGGGGAAGAGACGCUCGCCGAGCUGGGUGAAGGACGAGGCAUUUACGGCCCUGGAUAUGCCGAGAGACGACGAGAGAGGAUCAAGGAGGCAUAUGGUAUUGACGUUCCCACAUCUGCAGUUCCCGCAUCAUGA